Messenger RNA from Funneliformis mosseae, 144 nucleotides. The record is from the annotation of a GenBank genome assembly. NCBI's taxonomy places the organism in Eukaryota, Fungi, Glomeromycota, Glomeromycetes, Glomerales, Glomeraceae.
AUUGCUUCAAACCACCUGAUAUGCCAUGUAACUUCUCUUGAUCACCUGGAUCACAUAUCAGAAUCAUCAUUAUCCGACCCAGUUUUCUUCAUGAGAUCAUCAAUAAAACAACUACCAGGACUACAUGUUCAAUAUAUCAGUUGA